This is a messenger RNA of Drosophila nasuta, 1707 nucleotides long. RefSeq lists its product as uncharacterized. Gene Ontology annotation, biological process: DNA integration. The coding region runs from base 1 to 1707 and encodes 568 amino acids. NCBI's taxonomy places the organism in Eukaryota, Metazoa, Arthropoda, Insecta, Diptera, Drosophilidae. Gene Ontology annotation, molecular function: nucleic acid binding. The record is from RefSeq and is a predicted model, not a curated record. The transcript is spliced from 3 exons.
AUGACGAGUUCUUCUUCAUGCCACCAGAAGUUGCCCAUCAGGAUUCCUACACGAAGAGGGAAGUGCUUUCGCAAAUCGCUAAGCUUUUCGACCCAGCCGGGUGGCUGGACCCUUUCGUUAUCCGAGCCAAGAUCUUCAUUCAAGGAGUACCUCCAGAGCUAUCCUGCUUUGGGAAAGAUCCGGAUUCCAAGAUGGGUCCAAUUCCAGACACGAGUGAAGCUCCAGUACCACGGAUUCUGUGAUGCGACAGAAAGGGCGUAUGGAGCGGCGAUCUAUGUCCGUGUGGAGACGGCGAACAAGGUUUCCACACAUCUCCUUACUGCGAAGACAAUAGUGGCUCCUGUCAAGUCUCUCUCAGUGCCACGUUUGGAGCUUUGUGGCGCAGUCCUGUUGGCUGAGUUAUCUGCAACCCUCCUCCUGAAUCUGCCAGCAGAAACCAGCGACGCCAAGAACUGGUCGCAUGUGCGAUCCGAGCACAAUCCGGCAGAUCUUGCAAGCCGAGGUGUCCUGCCACAAGAAUUGAUUCGUAAUCCUUUGUGGUGGCAUGGACCAGAGUGGCUUCAUCUCCCGUCGGAUCAAUGGCCAACAUCUCCAAGUCCCAUUCCGGAGACUCUGCUGGAGCAGCGGAUUAAGUGCAACGUCGCUAAGUUACCUCCUACUCCUGAUUUCCUGAUCCAAGCAGCAGGUUCCUUCCUCAAGUUCAAUCCGAAACUUGAACCCUUUCCUCGAUGGCAAGGGGAUUCUACGGGCCUGUGGGCGUCCCACUCGCUGCGUUAUGAUGAGAGUCAUCCAAUCAUCCUCUCGUAUUCCUCGUCCUUUGCACGACUACUGGUUCGUUUCACCCAUCGUAUAUCCUUACAUGGGGGUAACCAAGUCGUCAUGCGGCUGAUCCGUUCCAGAUUCUGGAUUCCAAAAUUGAAGGUCCUCGUCAAAUCCACCAUCAACUCUUGCAAGGUUUGCGUGAUCUACAAGAAGAGACUGCAGACCCAAAUGAUGGGGGACUUGCCCAAGGAAAGGGCGUCCUACUCGAGACCUUUCACGCAUACUGGAGUCGACUUCGCCGGCCCAUUCGAAGUAAAAAAUUACACUGGCCGAGCCUGCCUUAUCACCAAAGGGUAUGUCUGCUUCUUCGUGUGCUUCAGCACGAAGGCGAUCCACUUGGAGGCAACAUCGGAUCUCACGACGCAGAAAUUCCUGGCCGCAUUCUCUCGUUUCAUCGCACGGCGCGGGUGUCCAUACCAGAUGUACUCGGACAACGGGAAAACCUUCGUUGGAGCUGACAAGGUGAUCUCCAACGACUUUUUGGAAGCGACGAGGGAGUGCAUCAUCGCACAACACGCCCACAAGAGCCUAUCCUGGCACUUCAACCCGCCGGGCGCCCCGCAUAUGGGUGGAUUAUGGGAAGCCGGCGUAAAGAGUUUCAAGGCACUCUUUUACAAGGCGACCUCCACCGGGAAGUAUACGUUCGAAGAGUUAUACACUCUUCUCGCUAAGAUCGAAGCCUGCCUGAAUUCGAGGCCGAUUUCCCCUAUGUCCGAGGACCCUUCGGACUUACUAGCGCUCACUCCUGGCCAUUUCCUCGUAGGUGGCCCACUUAUUUCGGUGUUGGAACCACCAAUUAACCAACCGGCCACCUCCAUCCUCAAUCAGUGGCAGCGACUGAAGGCUCUUCACCAAAAAUUUUGUUUCCGUUGGAAAGAUGAGUAG